AUGUAUGUGCGACUAAACCGCAUGGGCCACGGGGCGCUGCAAACCAGAAAACGGGGACAGCCCACAGAAACAAUGCCCUCGUGGGAAGGCAUUGGUCGGGUUAUCCAGAAGGAUGCAGACAAGCAAGACACGAUCCACAACCAAGCGCUCGUACGACUCACCUCUACCCCUGUCGGCGCCAGUGAGGUCCUAGUACAGGUGUGGCAAAAGGACCUUCCUGAACUAUACUCGUCCCUUAAAGAACUGCGUACUGCGACUAUAGGCUUCAUCACAGCAGCGUACGUGAGUGAGCUAAAGGGAAGGAUACUUCAAGCAUUCGACACGAACGGGCCCAUGCUCUUGCUUGAUAACAUCACGUGA
This is a messenger RNA of Sphaeroforma arctica JP610, 360 nucleotides long. RefSeq lists its product as hypothetical. Bases 1 to 360 code for a protein of 119 amino acids. Lineage: Eukaryota; Ichthyosporea; Ichthyophonida. The transcript has a single exon. The record is from RefSeq and is a predicted model, not a curated record.